CUUAAAUCGAGCUCUGUUCAUCUUUGGCUUACCACAUCUCUCCCGAACCCAUGGCUCUCUCGAAACCCGUUUUCUUCCCCCACCUCAAAACCCUGAGCAAACCUCACCACCAUCCCUCACCACUCUACCUGUCUCUCCGUCUCCUUUCCUUCGCUACCCCUGAAGAGGCCGCUGCCGAGAGGCGUCGCCGCAAGCGUCGUCUCCGCAUCGAACCCCCUCUCAACUCCCUCCGCCACACCCAGCCCCAACAACGCCCCAUAAACCCCACCCCCAACCCUAACGCCCCCAAACUCCCCGAACACGUCUCCGUCCUCACCGGUAACCGCCUGAACCUCCACAAUCGAAUCCUCAAGCUAAUCCGCGAAAAUGACCUCGAUGAAGCAGCUCUUCUCACUCGCCAUUCCAUCUACUCCAACUGCAGACCCACCGUCUUCACCUGUAACUCUGUCAUGGCCGCCCUCCUUCGCCAAUCCCGAUACGCCGAUCUUCUCUCGCUCCACCGUUUCAUCACUCAGGCUGGCGUUGUCCCCAACGUCGUCACUCACAACCUCCUCAUCAACGCCUACUGCGAUUGCAGGAAAACCGAUACUGCGCUUGAACAUUACAAGCAGCUUAUUAAUGAUGCCCCUUUCAAUCCUUCCCCGACUACUUACCGGAUUCUCGUAAAGGGCCUUGUGGAUAACAACAAAAUCGAUCGAGCGUUACAACUCAAGGACGAGAUGCUCACGAAGGGUUUUGCUCCAGACCCAAUUGUUUAUAAUUAUCUCAUGUUGGGUCUUGUGAAGAAGCCGGACGCUGAUGGAGUUCUUGCACUGUAUGAUGAAUUGAAGGAGAAGCUAGGACCUGUUUCGGAUGGGGUUGUGUAUGGAAGCUUGAUGAAGGGGUACUUCUUGAAAGGAAUGGAGAAAGAGGCCAUGGAAUGCUAUGCUGAGGCCGUUAGAGAGGAUUCUAGGGUUAGAAUGUCGGCAGUUGCAUAUAAUUCGGUUUUGGACGCUCUGAGCAAGAAUGGGAAGUUCGACGAGGCAAUGCGGCUGUUUGAUCAAAUGAUGGAAGAGCACAGUCCGCCGAGGCGGCUCACCGUGAAUCUUGGUAGUUUUAAUGUUAUGGCAGACGGAUUUUGUGCACAAGGGAGGUUUAAGGAUGCGAUUGAGGUUUUCAGGAAGAUGGGUGAGAAGAGAUGCAGUCCAGACACUUUAUCUUUCAAUAAUUUGAUCCAACAGUUAUGUAGCAAUGGGAUGGUGGCAGAGGCGGAGGAUCUUUACAGGGAAAUGAGCGAGAAGGGGGUUAACCCGGAUGAGUUUACAUACGUUUUGAUGAUGGAUGCUUGCUUUGCGGACAACCGGGCUGACGAAGCUGCUGGGUACUUUGGGAAGAUGGUGGAAUCAGGACUCAGACCGAAUGCCGUUGCAUAUAAUAAGGUGAUUGAUGGUUUGGUUAAAGUUGGGAAGAUUGAUCAGGCAAUAGUUUUCUUCGACCAGAUGGUGGAGAAGUUAAAGGUAGAGGUCACAAGCUAUGAGGAGAUGUUGAAGGUGUUGUCUGAAGCAGGUAAGUUGGAUGAGGUGCUUAAGUUGGUUGCAGACAUGUUGAAAGAUGAUAGUCUGAGUUUGAGUUCAGAAAUGCAGGAGUUUGUGACUGCUGCAUUGAAGAAAGAGGGAAGAGAGGAGGAAUUGGUUAAGUUGUUGGAGGAGAAGGAAAGAGAGAAGGCUGAAGCUCUUUUUAAGGAAGCAGAAGCAGCAAAUGCCAGUGAAACGUCUGCUGCGCUGACUGCCGGAUCUUCUGCAAUCCUAAGUAACGAAGCCAAGGUGGAGACGACUAAUUUCGGUGAAGCUACUAUCAACCCCGCACUUGUGAAUGCAGCGGAUUUGACUGUUGGCGACCAACAGAAUAACCAAGAAGCUACUGCUGUUGAGAGUGAUUCUGCAGAAGCUGGUGUUGUACAAGUGAGUACAACUGAAGAUUUGAAGAUUAAAAACGAUGAUGUUUCAGCAGAACAGGUAACAGUUUAACAAAACUGUUAAUGGUGCAUUUGAUGAUUCUUUGGAGAUAGAUACUUUUCUUUCCCAUGAAUGUAGCUAGGAGUUCUUUAAAGAUCAAUUAUGCUAUUUUAAGGGUUAUUGGGUAUAUGACAGACUUGUUAAACUAGGCGACUACCUCGUGCUCUACCCAUUUGUAGUUGAGUAUGUAUUGAACUCCAAAGUCCAACAAUGUUAGAAAGCACUGAAGGGUGUUUAUACUUAUAUCUGUUUUGAUGACUGAAUUCCACCAUUUUUGUUACUGUUUUGCCUGUUUUACUUCCCUCAAUAUGAGAGAUUUAGCAUUGUAUUAUUAGAAUAUUGAACCCUCUUAAUUCUAUUAGUAAAUCAGUUUGCCAUA
Molecule: messenger RNA, 2373 nt
Organism: Nelumbo nucifera (sacred lotus)
Lineage: Eukaryota; Viridiplantae; Streptophyta; Magnoliopsida; Proteales; Nelumbonaceae
Product: Pentatricopeptide repeat (PPR) superfamily protein
Molecular function (GO): protein binding
Source: RefSeq, a predicted model, not a curated record